AUGAAGAUGUUAGCACGAAGCUACGUCUACUGGCCAACACUGGACUUCGGCAUCGAACAACUUGUCAGGAAUUGUAGCAAAUNCGCUUCAAUGGCGAAGAAUCCCGUCAAAGGCGAACUAUAUUCCUGGUCAAAACCAACCUCUCCAUGGAUCCGUGUGCACACUGACUUUGCAGGACCCAUGAAUGGACGAUUUUACCUGAUACUUGUGGAUGCAUAUUCCAAAUGGCCUGAAAUCGUCCAGAUGUCAUCGAUAUCUUCUACAUCUACUAUAAAGGGGUUGAAGGACAUUUUCGCAAGGUUAGGGAACCCUCCGACUCUUGUCACGGACAACGAGACGCAGUUUACAUCUUCGCAGUUCGCCCUGUUCUGCCGUUCCGGGGGAAUCACGCACAUUCGCACACCGCCUUUCCAUCCACAGAACAAUGAACAGGCUAAACGCUUUGUUGAUACCUUCAAACGAGGACACGACAAAUUGAAGGGGAAGGAACCGACAGUUGACGCUCUUCAGACGUUUCCGAUGGCUUACCGUUCUAUGCCAUGCCCGUCUGCACCGAAUCAACGCUCACCUGCCGAGGCCUUCCUGGGACGUCGACUACGAACCGAUCUUGACCUGAUGCUACCUCAAGAAGACGUCGCUGAUGGACAACGAGACGUCAAAAUGGAAACACAAUUCAACCGAAGACACGGAGCACUACGUCGCAAGUUCGAAUACAACGACACUGUCUACGCCAAAGACUACAGAGGAACUAAGCAGUCUUGGACUCCGGGUGCCAUCGUUCAACGUGUUGGGAACACAACAUACCUCGUAUGCUGUGGAAAUCAACUAUGGACCCGGCACGUGAACCAACUACGACCUAGAAGCGACACAACCACAACCACAACUACAAACACUCUUUUGGAUGUGUUCGAUCUGCCGCUCUUCGAUCGUGUGAACAAGGACCGUGCGCCGCGGACGACUCCGACCGAUCCACCGAGACGAUCGCAACGCAAUCGACGACCGCAACGCCAACUCCAGUUGGAUCCUAAGAAGUCCCGAUACGAGACCACUUAA
Messenger RNA from Haemonchus placei, 1053 nucleotides. Lineage: Eukaryota; Metazoa; Nematoda; Chromadorea; Rhabditida; Trichostrongylidae. The record is from the annotation of a GenBank genome assembly.